Messenger RNA from Poecile atricapillus (Black-capped chickadee), 5277 nucleotides. RefSeq names its product FERM domain containing 8 (gene FRMD8). Gene Ontology annotation, biological process: negative regulation of canonical Wnt signaling pathway. The transcript is spliced from 12 exons. Bases 110 to 1486 code for a protein of 458 amino acids. Gene Ontology annotation, cellular component: cytoskeleton; plasma membrane. Lineage: Eukaryota; Metazoa; Chordata; Aves; Passeriformes; Paridae. The record is from RefSeq and is a predicted model, not a curated record.
CCCUCCGCCCACCCGUGGCGCUUCCGCCCCGCGCGCGGGACCGGCGCGAGGAGCGCGCGGAGCCGUGACCCCACGGUGACCCCACGGUGACCCCUCCGUGACCCCGCUCAUGGACGGGGAAGGGGAGGGGGAGGGGGAGGGCGCGUCCGCCCCACCGGGGGCUGCCGCCCUGCUGUACCUGCCGGACGGGUCGGCGCUGCCGCUGCCGCUGGAGCCGCCGCCGGGCCCCACGGCCGCGGAGCUGCUGCGCCGGCUGCAGGGAGCGCUGCGCCUCCCGCCCGCCGCCGGGGACGCGCUUGCCCUGUGGCUGGGGUCGGAGCUGCUCGAGGUGCAGCUGAAGCCGCGGCACCGACCCCUGCGCUUGGUCCGGCACUGGCCGGAGCUGCUGCUGCGCUUCAGCCUCGGCUCGCCCGCGGCCAUCGCCCAAGAUGAGCCGUGUCUGCAGCUGCGCAGGAACGUGUUCUUCCCUAAGAGCCGCGAGCUGGAGCUGCAGGAGGAGGAGCUGCUGCGGUUGCUCUAUGAGGAGGCGCGGGAGCAGCUGCAGGCGGGGCGUUACCCCGUGGACCCUCCCGAGGCCGCCGAGCUGGGGGGGCUCAGCUGCCGCCUGCGCCUGGGGCCCUUCGAGCCCGGCCGGCACACGGAGCUCAGCCUGCGGCCGAUGCUGGGGGAGUUGCUGCCGCCGGGUCCUCCGACCCGCUGGGGGGCGCUGUUCCGGCGCUCGCGGGAGCCGGGCCCCUCCCAGCGACUGCUCGAGGCCUUCGCGCGUGCGCCGGGCCCCGAGGCGCCCCCUGCCGGAUUGUACCGGGACUUCCUGCGGCGCUGCCACGCCCUGCCCGGCUACGGGUGCGCCUUCUUCCCGGGAGCCAUUGAGCGGCCAUCUGGGGGGCUGCUGGGCCGGGGGGGGCUGCGCCCCGUCAGCGUCGCCGUGGGGCUCGAGGGGGUCACCAUCAUUGACCCCCGCCAGAAGCACGUGCUGCUGUCCCUGACGUACCCCGAGCUGUGCUGGGAGCUGGUGGGGGCUGUGGGGCAGGAUGGGGACCCCGCGGGGCAGGAUGGGGACCCCACAGAGCCCCCCCAGCUCUGGCUCGAGUUCGACGGCGACCACGAGGGAGCCCCUGUGAACCGAUUGCUGCGCGUGUUCUCCCCACAGGCGGAGCUGAUGAGCGCCCUCAUCGAGUGCUGCAUCGAGCUGGGCGGGGCGGCCCCGCCCCCCGAGGACCAGGCCACGCCCCCCGCCGCGGCCGCCGCGGCCACGCCCACCGAGCCGGGCGGCGCGCACGGCGCCCCCUUGCGGCGGCAGCAGAGCGUGACCCGGCCCCGCCUCCAGCGCCUCGCGACCAUCGACUACGUGCGGGAGGGGCAGGAGCUGCGGCGGGUGAAGCCCCCCCGGCGCUCGGCGUCCUUCUUCAGUCGGGGAGGGGGCGGGGGCGGCUCCUACAGCCCCGUGGCGGGGGGCACGGGGGGGGCCGGGUCCGAGAAGGGCUGAGCCCCCCCGGGCCCCCCAAACCCUUCCCAGUUCAGACUGGGAGCCCCCAAGACCUCCCCGCUCUUUGUACUCACACCCCCAAUAAACUGCACUGCCCACCCGCGACCCCUCUCCCCAGGCAGGGUUUGGAAUUUGGAGCCGUUUGGGGAAAAUCCAGAGCAGUUUGAGGCGGUUUGGAACCAGUUUGGGGAAGAUUCAGGGGGAUUUGGGGCAGAUCAAAGCUGAACCAUGGAGGCUUGCAACUUAUUUGGGGUGUUUGGGGGCAAUUCGUGGCAGUUUUGAGCUAGUUUGGGAUAUUUGGGACUGAUUUUGGAUAAUGCGGGGCAUUUUCCAGCCAGUUUCUGGAGGUCUGAGGCCACUUCCAGUGAAGUUGGGUUGUUUUGGGGCCAGUUCUGGGGGGGUUUUGGGGCCUAUUCCAGGCAGCUUGGGGUCCAUUCUGGGGGGGUUUGAGACAAGCCACAGCAGUUUGGGGCCAGUUCUGGGGGGUUUGUGGCCAACGGAGCCAAAUGGUGGCCCCAUGUGACAGUGGCCAUUUCGGGCUGGGGUCUCGGGGACACGCGGGUGUCACACAUGUCACAUUUGUCACCUGUCAGGGGGUUCUGUGUUGUGGGGAGUCCCCCUCUUUAGCAUUAACGAGACCUUUGGGACAAAUUCCAUCAAUGUCGGGGCAACUCCUGCUGAUUUGGGGGCAUCGCUCAUUGUCCAUUCGGGACCUUCACAAACCCACCCCAAAUCCCCCUAUUUCACUAUUUAACCCCAUUUCCCUCCCCAGCAGGGCCGUGUUUAAACAAAAUAUCAUAUUUUUUACCCAUAAACCCCACCCGCCUCCACUCUGCAGCAAAACUGCCUCAGUCCCGAAUAACUUCGUUUUCUUAAGGUGCUUUUUAGAAAUUUAAGGAUUUUUUAAGGGAGAACCGGUGAGGAUUUUGUGUGUGGGAGGGGUAGGUCUUGUCAGGGCUUAAAGAACAAGGAGAAACUGCUCUGAAACGCAACGUUUACAAACUAAAAAAAGAAGAAAAUAUAAAUAUUUGAUGGGAUAAAGAAAUGUUUUGGAAUGUUUCCUGAGGGAAAUCGUGAAGGAUGCGAAUCCUCCCGCCUCCCGAGGCUGUUGUGUGGGGAGGCGCCAUUUUGGAAGGGGGAGCGGGUUAUGGCUGAAUAAAAGGAAAUUUUCUGAGGGAAGUAAUACAUUUUCUGAGGUAAAAUUUAACAUUUCUGAGGGAAAUAAGACAUUUCUGAGGCAAAUCGGGAAGUUACUGAGGGAAAUGAAGCAGUUUUGAUACAAAUUGGGACAUUUCUGAGGGAGGUAAGACAUUGAUGCCGUUAAUAAAACAUUUUCGAGGCAAACAGGACAUUUCUGAGGCAAAUCGGACACUUCUUGAGGGAAAUCAAACAUUUCUGAGACAAACCAGACGUCUCAGGGGUAAAUAAGACGUUCAUGAGGAAAAUCAGAGGUUCUUGAAGGAAACCAGACAUUUUCUCAGGGAAAUCGCCAUUUCUGAGGCAAGUAAGAUUUACCUGAAUCAACUCGAGCUUUUCUGAGGUAAAACCAAGGAGAAAAGGGUGGGUAUUUUUAACUGUACAGUCUCUCCGGACGCGACGGAGGUGACUCGACCCCUCCCCCGCCCAAUGCGGGGAGAACGGAGCGAUGGCGCCGCGCUCCCGCCCCCGGCGCCGCCCCCGCGGCGACUGCGGCAAAGCGAAGGGAGGCACCGCUGAGGGGCGGGGUCUCGGCGCGGACCCGCCCAGGGACGCGUCACUCUCAGAUCCCUCCGCGCGCGGAUCCCUCCGCCGGCCACGUGACCGGGAGUCACUUCACACCGCCUCCCUCCGCGGGUCCCUCCGCCGGAUCCCUCCGCGGCCGCUCCCGCCCCCAAAUCUCUUUUUUUUUUGCCUUACCUUAAAAGGGCCCCUCCAGGACCAGCCCCUGUGAAAAAGCAGCUUUUGAGGGACUUCCAUGACUCGGCAUGGCCUGAAGUGGGGUGAAACACCGAGAUUUUGAUGCAUUUUUGUCGUAAAAAAAAGAAAUAAAGAUGGUGGUUGAAGCUGUGCCGGUCCCGGGUGAAAAAAAAAAAAAGGGUUAUAAAAUGGUCGCUGGGGGUUUUGGGGGAAAAAAAAAUUGGUGAAAAUUGGGGGGUUUCGGGUCUGUGUCCCCUAAAGAAGUUUUCUUUCGCCCCCUAAGAUUUGUGACCCUUUCGAGGAGAAACGGCGCCUUUUUGGCAUCGGCCCAACCCCGUGACGCAGCAAAAGCCAAAACGAGAGUAAAAUUAAAAAAAAAAACAAAACAAAACAAAAAAAUGCUCUAAAACCACCCGGGAAGGUCGAAGCCGGGGAUUUUAGGGCAGAACUGGUCAAACCGAACGAAAAAUCGCUGUUAAAUUUAACCACUUUCGCGCUGGACCGCGUGGGCCUGCCAAAGGCCCACAGCCUGAUGGGGGGGAGGGAGGGCGCAGUUUGUGAGGGAAAAAAAUUAAAGAAAAUGGUAAAAAAGGGGAAAUAAUGAGAAAAGAAGCUUUUUCACGCUGGGGGCGGUGAAUUUUGAGGAAUGAUUUUGGGGGGUGCUGCCCUUUUUUGGUGAUUUUAGGGACUAUUUUGUCGCCCCCGCGGGGGCGGUGCUGGGCCGUUUAUAAGGGAGGGCCCCGCGCCCGCAGCGCCCGGCCGAGAACCAGCCCCGGAACGGCCCCAAUUCGGCCCAAAAUCGCUCAAUUCUGAGCCCAAAGCUCUUAGAGCUGCUCGAUUUUAUACAAAAAAAGCUCCUAGAAUGGCUUUAUUUUCUAUUGAGAGCUCCAAAAACGGCUUUAUUGCCUACAAAAAGCUCUUAAAGCUGCGAAAUUUUAUAGAAAGAGCUUUUAAGGCUGCUUUAUAUCAUAAAAGCGGCUCAUAAACCUUUAUUUAAAGAAAAGAGAUAAAAGCUGUUUCCUUUAAGGAAAAUCGAGCUUUUAAAGCUGCUUGCUUUCAAGAAAAAUCCUUAAAUUGCGGCGAUUCCAGUAAUGGGAAAAGCCGGGGCCAGCCGGGGCGCUUUUAAUUGAAAAAAAUGAAUGAAAAACCUUAGAAAAGCUCCUAAAACUGGCUUUUAUUUAAACCGAAGCUUCUGAUGCUGGUUUUUAAGAAAUCGCUGCUUUCAAAGCCGAUUUCUGGGAGAAAACGCAGCUCUCGCAGCUCUUUAAUUCUUAAAAUAUCGUAAUGUGAUAUUUUCGAAAAGCCGGAGCGAUCUGGGGCGGUUUUAAUUUUAUAAAAGAGCUUUUUAAGCUGCUUUAAUUUAAAGAAAGAAAAAGCGCUUGAUACGCUAUUUUCUGCUAAAAAAGCUCCUAAAUUUAAUUUUUAAACAAAAGCUCCUAAAGCUUUAAAAAAUGUAGUUUUGUCCCCAAGCGGGGCCGGGCCGGGCAGCGCAGGCGGGGGCGGCCGGUUUGGGGUGAAAUGCGGCAUUUUCAGGCUCAGGAUGGAUUGAGAGGAGCCAAUUUUGAGGGAAGAACAGGAAAAUUGAAGAGUGAAGAUGGAGUCGGCAGGGAAAGGAAAGUUUUUCUUCGCAGUUGCCCCAUCUGGGGGGAAAAAAAGGACUUUUUGGUAAAAUGGCGGCAGUUGGGCAGGGGAGGAGCAGAGAGAAGAGAGAAAAAAAAACAGGACAUAAAGAAAAUAGAACAAAAAGAGAGAGAAAAUAGAAGAAAAUCAGAAAAAAGAAAAUAGAAAAUUAAAAGAAAAUAGAAAAAAAUUGGAAAAUUAGAAAUUGGAAAAAAAGAAAAUUGAAAAAGCAUAGAAAAAUGAAAAAAAAAGAAAAUAGAAAAAAAAGAAGAAAA